GCGGGGAGGAAGGCAGCCGGUGAGGGGGUUAUCGGAGGAGCGGAGGCCGCCAUGGACCGGAGGAAGAAGCCGCUGGAUGUGGCCGCCUCCUCGUUGGUAGAUCUCAAAGCAGAACUCUUCCGAAAGCAAGAAGAAUUCAAGAAGGAAAAGCUACUGAAAGAUGCUGGCAUCUUUACAAAGCCCAAAACUUCUAAUAAGAAACCAAGCAUCUGGAACAAACAAAACACAGGAGUUGCAAAUCGAGCAGAGAAAGAUGCUGAGCAAAAGGCAGAAGAGGAGCAUAUAUUGGAUAAGUCAAGGAAAAAACUAGAAGAGAAAGCAAAGCUGUAUGAGAAAAUGACAAAAGGCGACUUUCCAGAUGAAGAAACUGAGGAUUUGUACCUAGUGGAUUUCACUCAGAAGAUCAUAGACAAACAGCACGAAGUACAGGAACUGUAUCAGAGCGAAGCUGCUCAAAAGAGUUCAGAAAAAGAUGCAGAUGAUGAGGAAACUCAACCUGAAGUUGAAAUACCACCACCCGAGGACCCAGACGAAGAAUGGGUUGAUUAUGUUGAUUUCUUGGGCCGAUCUAGACGCUGUAUGAAGAAGGAUUUACCAAGUCUACUUAAAAUGGAUCAGGAACUUCAAGGGAAAAGACAAGGUCCUGAUGGGAAUACUCUGUUAUCUGAAGACAUGAGAAGAGAACUUCAGAGGCAGCAGUGGGAAAAAGAAGAAGAAGAAGCACUCAGAAAACCCAUGGGACCCAUACAUUAUGAGGACAUUCGGGAAAAUGAGGCCAGACAGCUUGGUGUUGGCUACUUUGCCUUUUCUCGUGACAAAGAACUUAGGCAUAAACAACGGGCAACACUGGAUAUGCUAAGAGAGCAGACACUUGAUCAGAGAACUAAACGUGAACAGCUAAAAGAAAAGAGGAAGGCAGCUCUGGAUGCGAGGCUGUCUAAACUUCGAGCGCGGAAGAUUAAGAAGUUAAGGGAAGCUGGAUUAGAGGAAGAGGCAGAAAAAUUGGAGAAUGGAGAGGUGAAAGGUGUUACUGACGAACCAGAAGCUCCAAGAGUUACUGCAGCAAGUAGAAAGGUAGAGGUUGUCAUCCAGGAGAGAAGAGAUACAAAGCCUGGAGUGCCCUAUGUCCGAGAGUGGGAUAAAGGCAAAGAAUUGAUGUUUGGACAAUGGUCAAAGAAACAGGAGGAACUCAGAGAUGAGCGAGAUCCAGAAUUUGCACCACCUUCUGAUUACUUUAUGGGACAAAAGAAAGAUGAUACUUACAGAAGUCAGAAUUUGAACAGUCCUGAAACUUCCUCUGAAAAACUGGAAACAGACACAGUGCAAAGUCAGCAGAUGCCACCAGCGCAGGCCAAUGGCAGCAGCUCUGAAGAUGUGCCGCCGGCAGCGCAGCCUUACAACAGCAGUGUUCAAGAUGAGCCAACCUCAAGAGAGGCCGGUGGCAGCAACCCACAAGAUGUGCCAUCAUCGUCAUCAGAGGAUGACAGCAGCGAUGAGGAGGAUCUGCUGCCCUCGGCACAGGCUUACGGCUACGGUGCUCCAGGCGUGCCGCCAUCGAUGCAUGCUUACGGCUACGGCGCUCAAAACAUGCUGUCAUCAAUGCAGGCUUAUGGCUAUAGUGCUCACGAUAUGCCCUUUCCGAUGCCGGCUUACGGCUACGGCGCUCAAGGCAUGGGGCCACCGAUGCAUGCUUACGGCUACAACACUCACAAUAUGCCCUUUCCAAUGCAGGCUUACAGCUAUGGCGCCCAAGAUGUGCCACCACCAAUGCCGGCGUGUGGCUGCAGCGCUCAGGAUGUGGCACCGCCAGUGCAGGCGUGUGGCUGCAGCGCUCAGGAUGUGCCACCACCAGCACAGGCCUGCGGCUGCAACGCCCAAGAUGUGCCGCCGCCAGCACAGACCGACAGCAGUGACGCUCAAAAUCAGGAACCACUUUAUCAAAGUUUAGAUGAUAUGCUGUCUUAUUACAGACAAGUGACUUGAACUGAGCAAAAAGAUAAGCAAGAAUUGUAAUUUAACUAUUUGAAAUAGAUUUAUCUUCUCGGCAAGAAUAUGAUUUUCCCACAGCUGGGAAAAAUAAGUUUCUGUAAGUAGAUCAAAAUAAAUUUCCUGGAGACCUAA
Messenger RNA from Athene cunicularia (burrowing owl), 2121 nucleotides. It is a transcript of the gene CCDC174, whose product is annotated as coiled-coil domain containing 174. The record is from RefSeq and is a predicted model, not a curated record. The transcript is spliced from 11 exons. Gene Ontology annotation, cellular component: nucleus. Lineage: Eukaryota; Metazoa; Chordata; Aves; Strigiformes; Strigidae. Bases 52 to 1983 code for a protein of 643 amino acids.